Aspergillus viridinutans is the source of this 1326-nucleotide messenger RNA. RefSeq lists its product as uncharacterized. The record is from RefSeq and is a predicted model, not a curated record. Bases 1 to 1326 code for a protein of 441 amino acids. The transcript is spliced from 3 exons. NCBI's taxonomy places the organism in Eukaryota, Fungi, Ascomycota, Eurotiomycetes, Eurotiales, Aspergillaceae.
AUGCUUCGCGUGCAGAACACUUAUGCCGAGAGGAAAGUGCAGAUGCGGGUUGAAAAAGUACUAAGAAUGAAGAGAAGAGAGCAGCUUGCAAGAAGAACAGCCAUAGCCAUCAUCCCGCCAAGAGUUCACAUUGCUACCGAGGUACACAGCUGGAACCAUUUCUGCAGCGACUAUGCAAUCAAUUCUGGCAUUACUUUCUUCAACCUACUUCCUGGGUUUUAUACCAAUAGCUCAUCGACAUGUUGCCAGGAAGCGCUCCAUGCCGUCAGCCUGGCUAGCUUGGCUCUCAAACUUCGCCAAUCCGGAUUGAUGGCUCAGGCAAGGCGGCACUACGGCAAAGCGAUUAUAGCGCUCAAUGUUACAUUGAACGAUCCGGUUUUGACUGCGGAUGACUCAGUGCUGGUAACUCUGCUUCUGUUUUCACUCUUCGAGACCAUCGUGCCGGACUACUUGGACACUACACUACCAGAUACAGAGUUCCAAUGUCAUAUCCACUUCCGCGGAGCGUUGAUGUUACUCCGAUGGCGAGCUGAGCAGGGACGGCGUUGCGAACUGGAUAGACGCGUUUUUGCAUUCUUCUCUCAUAUCUGUUUGAUGAGUAUGUUCGUCGAUCAUGGGCUCCACGACGCCAAGUGGUCAUCCCUUGAGAAAUUCACAGCUCCUUGGAUAAAAGAUCCUCUUUUGGAACCAAUCCUCGGUCGGUCGGUCCAUUUCAAGCGGCGGGCUCAAGCUCAAAUCACCGCAAGGGGCGAUCAAGCAUAUAGACUGGAGGUGCUACCGCAGCUCAUUAGGGAUGGUAUCAGUGUCAGUGAAGGCCUCGAAGCUACGGCCAUAAGCGUCAGAUCCUCUUCAGAUCCAAAUCUGCCGUCAGGUCAACAGCCCACAGCAUUCAACCACAUGUUCGAGGUAUCCAACAAAACAACGGAGGCAAUUGUGAGAAGCUUAUAUCGGGCUGUUAGAUACCAUGUCGUCGAGUUGGUCCUAGACCUCAUCGCUCGCAUGAAGGAGGAAGUCGACACCACCAGCCACGAAUUCAAUGGUCAGGUUUACGUGUCAGAGAGGCUCGUUAUGAUCCUUGAACAGAUCUGUGGAGAUAUUUGCGCUGUUCUCAACUUUGACAGUAAGCACCAUAUCGAGGAAGAUAAGGUAGGAAUGGCCCAUCGAGCAUUUGGCAUGUUCUUCCCUAUGGUAGUCCCGCUGUUCUCUUCGCUGGCUGGAGAGGAAAAGAGAGGAUGGCUCCGAGAAAAACUGCGACUCAUCGGCGAAAGCACUGGAUUUGGCUUGGCAACAUUGGCAGCCCAAAUGAUUAAUCCAAUUGAUAGUUAA